AAAAGAAUAAAGAUUUGGCAUUUGAAUGGUAUUUAAAAUCUGCAGUUACUGAACAUAAAUGUAUUCAUGGUAACAACUAUUUUCGAUGGAUAGAAUACGAUAAUUUUAGAAAUAUUGAAGAAGUAGGUAAAGGUGGAUUUUCCGUAGUUUAUAAAAUAUCAUAUGAAUUAGAUGUAGACGUUGCAAUCAAGAUAAUAAAUGAUUCGAAUAAGAAUAAACAACUUUUUUUAAACGAG
This is a messenger RNA of Cetraspora pellucida, 236 nucleotides long. NCBI's taxonomy places the organism in Eukaryota, Fungi, Glomeromycota, Glomeromycetes, Diversisporales, Gigasporaceae. The record is from the annotation of a GenBank genome assembly.